Molecule: messenger RNA, 3944 nt
Organism: Coregonus clupeaformis (lake whitefish)
Lineage: Eukaryota; Metazoa; Chordata; Actinopteri; Salmoniformes; Salmonidae
Exons: 3
Coding region: 1413-2855 (480 amino acids)
Source: RefSeq, a predicted model, not a curated record
GAUGUUUACGUUCAUGCAAGAAGGUGAGCUAUUAACUGAACUGCUAACCAAUAGUUUAGCUAAAAUUGAAUUUGUAUUUGGUGUAUUGGCAAGCAAUGCAUGUUCCCGUUGUCUUUAUUUUUAAUUAGUUAAUGUUAGCUCACAUAUGUCUUUCGGUGGAAUCCAACAUGCAUUGACAAUGUUGUGUCAGAUAUACUGCGUCAUGACAGAUUGAAAUUGGUAGACUUAUCCAAACAAUUCAUACAUAUGCAAUUGUUACUUUGCAUGUUUCUACCUUAUACUUAUUUACUGCUUGCUAAGGGUUAGCGUGCUAGCUAACGGUUAGCGUGCUAGCGAUGCUAACGAUGCUAGCUUCUUUUUUUUUGUAUGAUGCUAGCUAUGGUGGCAAGCUAGCUAAUAAGUUUAGCAUAAUUGGUAAACAUGUCUUUGAUUCAGAAUACAUCAAUACAUUGUGGUUAACCCAAUGUUACAUGCAUUGGAAAAUAAAAUUGCUAGUGUAACUUGAAUUGGUUUACAAGCUAGCUAGAAAAGCCAGUUCCUUUUCAUCUGUUUUGUCAAGCUAUAAGCCUGCAUGUGUGCUAAAAUAUUUAAUUAAAUCCCCUCAUUAAAUUAAUAUAUUUAAGUUGCACCUGUUUUUUAUAGCCCUUACCCAAAGACCAUUUUUUUCCGUUGGAAUAAUUUGGAUGAAAAUAAGAAAUAUGUGAAAGAAAAUAAGAAAUAAGUGACCAGAUUUUGUUAUUGAAAAGCAUGGACAUUCACAUAUGUCCAUGCUCCUUAUUCCCUACACUCAUUUUUAAAGAUCGAAAACAAAAUGGAAGAUAAGAGUCCAGGAACAUACAAAGCAACCAAUGCGGUAUGUUUUAAGGCUUAGCCUAGUUUUUUCUGCUUCGCCUAGUAUUUAGAGUAUGCUUGCCUUGCUUUAGCCAAACCACUCAUACUGAUUCUCUUUUAGUCUAUCCAUAAAAGCAGAUUCAGUUUCAGUUGUAUCCAGGAACUUGCAUAAUCUGCUUAUGUUAUGCUUAUACUUGCUUUUUUACCUUGAAAGUAGUCUUAAAAAAGGAAAUUGUAACAGAUGUUUGUUGGACCUCUAUUAGUCAAUGAUAUCAGUCAUUGGUGUCCCCCAGCCCAUCCCCGAUGUUGUGUGCAGAGCAAUCUUGUCAUUCUAUUAAGUCUCAACUAUUCUUUUUGUAACUUGUCUUCCUUUACAAAGGCACUGCAGAGGCUAAGAAGACGCAUGGAAAAUCUGAAGAAUCAUCAUUCAACUUGUGAGGCCAGAUUUGAAAAGGAAAUUAUAAAUCCAGAAGCUCAGGUUUGACAAUUGUUUAGAGUGAGGAUACUGGGGAUGGUUGAAUCGUUAUAAUAUCCUAUUGCCUAAUUUGCACAUGACUAAUAUCAUUUUAUUGUAUCCUUAGAUGUCAGACACUGAGGUUGCCAGUACCACUGAGGCUGCCAGUACCGCUGGGUCGAUAGUCCAUGUGUUGGAUGAUGCACCGCCAUUGAUCAGAACAGACAGCAUAUUCUUGACCAAAGCUAUGCUUGGAUACAAGACUGAUGACUCAAUAACCAGCAUUGACAACAGUGAAGAUGAUUAUGUCCCAAGGUCAUCAGAGGAAGACGAUUCCGAUGAAUUUUCAGAACCAAAGACAAGGGUGGACAGCAGUAAACACGAUGAUCUAGUCUCAGAGGGAGACAGUUCAGAUAAAUUAGCGGGUGUCAAGAGAAAGAAGCAAUACAAGAAGACUAUCAAGAGAUGCAGAAGUUCCUCAGAAGAAAACAGCUCAAAUGGAGAAUCAGAACUCAAGAGAAUGAAGCGAUACGAAAAUACUUAUAAGAGAUGUACUAGUUCCCCAAAGUCGAACACUAGCAGUGAAUCAUUGCUUGUAAUGAAUGUCUCAGAAGUAGAUGGAUCCAAAAAGUACCACCAAAAAAAGCACUUCUGUCUGUUUUGCGAGCAACCGCAAUCCAAAAUCGCCCGUCAUUUAGAACAUAAACAUGGGGAUGAAAUGGAAGUAGCUACUGCACUUCAGUUUGCAAAGAAGUCAAAAGCUAGGAGACUUCAGCUGAAUCUCCUUCGCAAGAAGGGGAAUCGGGCACACAACAUUCAGGCACUUAAAGAAGGAAAGGGGGGUUUGGUACCAUGUAAGCAAACAAGUGAUGACAAGAGCAAUCACCAGGACUAUCAGCAUUGUUUUGCCUGCCAUGGGCUCUUUAAACGCAAAUCUAUGUGGAGGCAUGUGGCAAGGUGCACACUAGCACAAAAUGUUCGUAAGGAGAUGCCUGGCAAAACCAGAAUCCAGGCACUCUGUGCUAGUGCUCAACCGGUUGCUAAAGGAGUCAGCGAGAAGGUCUGGAAACUGGUGAGUAACAUGGCUCAAGAUGAUGUAGCCCAUGCAGUAAAAGAAGACAGAUACAUCUUGGCAUUGGGUGAAAAAAUGUACAACAAGAAAGGGGAGAACCCCUCACAACACCAGCACAUUCGUCAAACUUUGCGAGAACUAGGGAGACUCGUGAUUAAAGGUAGAAAGGUGACACCACUGAAAAAGAUGAAGGAUUAUAUCAACCCACAACACUUCCAAUACAUCAUAAAAGCUGUCAAAGAAGUGACUGGCUUUGAUGAAAAGACAAACAAAUUUGAAAAAGCAACCUUGGCCACAAAGCUUGGGCAAAGCAUCCAGAAAAUUGCAGACGUCAUGGAGGGUGAAGCUCUUAUUACCCAGAAUGAAGAAAAGUUGAAGCUAGUCCGAGACUUCCAAGGCAUCUACCGUCUUCGCUGGAAUGAAAUGAUCUCUUUUGCUGCAUAUCGUACACGAACAGAGGAAAUGGAACGCACCGCAGCUUAUUCCAUUAGCAGAUGAUGUUAAAAAAAUGGACAUGUACUUAGAUGAAAAGCAGAAACAAUACUACAACCAACUGUGCGAUGAGAAAACCUCAAGAAAAUGGUGCAAUCUAGCAAAAGUGAUACUGGCUCAGAUGAUUAUCUUCAACAGGAAAAGAGAGGGAGAGGUGUCAAAGAUGUCUGUGGCAACAUUUCACUCCAGGGACAAAUCCCCACUUAACAAAGAUGUUGCAGUGGCGCUAACAGAGGUUGAGAGACUGCUCUGUGCGCAUUUUGAACGCAUCGAAACCUGUGGGAAGCGUGGCAGGAAGGUGCCUGUAAUCCUCACUCCAGUGAUGGUGGAAUCUUUAGAGCUGCUUAUCAAAGAGCGGUGCUCAUGUGGAGUGAGCGAAGGUAAUAUCUACUUAUUUGCCAGGCCAGGAUAUGAUACACAUUUUCGGGGGAAUGACUGCAUCCGCGUCUAUGCCAAACAAUGUGGUGCCAAGUUACCUGAAGCAUUGUCAUCAACUAAACUACGAAAACAGGUUACCACCCUCUCUAGAGUGUUAAAUCCCAAUGAUACAGAACAGGACCAGUUUGCUGACUUCUUGGGUCAUGACAUUCGGAUUCAUCGAAUGUUCUACCGUCUUCCAGAGGGAACGCUUCAGUUGGCAAAAAUAAGUAAAAUACUGAUGGCGUGUGAACAGGGCAGAUUGGCAGAGUUCAAGGGGAAAACUCUGGAUCAAAUAACCAUCAGCCCCAGUGGUAAGUUUACCCCCAGUGUUUAGUUUAAUGGCAAAAUGUUUACACUUUGAUUUGUUUUGCGCAGAUUUAGCUUGCCUCAAUUUACCAUUCUUCUUUUGGCUGUCUUUUACAAACUGUUAUGUCUGAAGAAAUGGAUGCUGCAGCCACUGAUUGCGCAUCAGAGAGUGACUCUGAGAGAGAGGAGUCGUCUGAAAAAUCCUAUGAAGGAAAUCUGACAGGAGAGAUGUCAGCAAUUCGGGCCAAACAGCCAAUGACCAAGGGAAAGCUGGGACAAAAGAGAGGCCCACACGGUAAGCAUGUUUCCUGCUGCCUUCAGUCAGUGCGUUUUCACUCUGUAGUGUCAACCUAUGGCUGUACUGUGCUG